CGCAGCCUCGUCGUCUUCAUCCAACUUUGGCGCCUCGCAAACCCACACAUCGCCAAUCCCACGAGUCUCGCAGGCGACCACAAAUACUCCUAGGCCCGACGCCAUCAGCGAUUGCUCAACCGCAAUCAUGCCAAAAUUCUUCUGCGACUAUUGCGAUGUCUACCUGACACACGACUCGAUGAGCGUCCGCAAGGCGCACAACAGCGGCCGGAACCACCUUCGCAACGUCGUCGACUACUACCAGCAAAUCGGCCACGAAAAGGCCCAGUCCGUCAUCGACAGCAUCACCUCGUCCUACGCCGCCGAGGGCCAGGCCCACGCCAACCCAAUGCUCCCGCACAACCAGCCCGGCGGCGGCGGCCAUCACCAUCUUGGCGCGCCCGGCGGUGGCGCCUUCCCGCCGCCCGCCUUUGGCGGUUUCCCCGGAGGCAUGCCUCCUCCGUUCCCCGGAAUGCCUGGUCUGCCGCCACCACCACCCGGCGGCUUCCCCCAGGGCCUACCUCCUCUCCCAGGACAAGCCGGACGCGGUGGAAUGCCGCCGUUCCCUCCUCCCGGCCCCAACGGCAUGCCGCCCUUGCCCUUCCCACCGCCCGGAGGUCUGCCCUUCCCGCCGCCUGGUGCCAACGGCGCGCCGCCCCCGUUCCCGUUCCCCGGCAUGCCGCCGCCUGGUCAGGGCUUUCCUGGCGGCCUGCCCCCGCCGGGUGCUUUCCCUCCUCUUGGUGGUCCCCCGGGUCAGGGUCCUCCUGGUAGGUAAGACUCGCCUAUCUUGUCUCCAGGCGAGUCUCCAGGCGACAUUAUCAAAAUCAUCAGCCACAAGAUCGCUCCGGACGGGUGUUACACCUCGAUAUGAU
This is a messenger RNA of Microdochium trichocladiopsis, 851 nucleotides long. RefSeq names its product U1 zinc finger-domain-containing protein. Bases 128 to 754 code for a protein of 208 amino acids. Lineage: Eukaryota; Fungi; Ascomycota; Sordariomycetes; Xylariales; Microdochiaceae. The record is from RefSeq and is a predicted model, not a curated record. Gene Ontology annotation, cellular component: nucleus; U1 snRNP. Gene Ontology annotation, biological process: mRNA splicing, via spliceosome; spliceosomal snRNP assembly; mRNA 5'-splice site recognition. The transcript has 3 exons. Gene Ontology annotation, molecular function: zinc ion binding; pre-mRNA 5'-splice site binding.